This is a messenger RNA of Jaculus jaculus (lesser Egyptian jerboa), 1957 nucleotides long. RefSeq names its product prolactin regulatory element binding (gene Preb). Gene Ontology annotation, biological process: protein secretion. Gene Ontology annotation, molecular function: guanyl-nucleotide exchange factor activity; GTPase activator activity; protein binding. NCBI's taxonomy places the organism in Eukaryota, Metazoa, Chordata, Mammalia, Rodentia, Dipodidae. The record is from RefSeq and is a predicted model, not a curated record. Gene Ontology annotation, cellular component: endoplasmic reticulum membrane. The transcript is spliced from 9 exons. Bases 127 to 1380 code for a protein of 417 amino acids.
UGGGAGAGGGUCGGGAAUCUUCCGCGCCACGACUGGGCCAAGUUCAGCAGCCCCGGCAGCAGGGGAAGGCCCGGCGCGGCAUGUGCUGGGAGCGGCGAGGCUGGCAGUGAGCGCGCGGCGGGCGCUAUGGGCCGGCGCCGGGCUCAGGAGCUGUACCGGGCCCCGUUCCCGUUGUACGCGCUUCGAGUCGACCCCAGCGCGGGGCUGCUCAUCGCUGCGGGCGGAGGAGGUGCCGCCAAGACUGGCAUCAAGAAUGGAGUGCACUUUCUGAAGCUAGAGCUGAUUAAUGGGUGCCUGAGUGCCUCCUUGCUGCACUCUCAUGACACAGAGACACGGGCCACCAUGAACUUGGCACUGGCAGGUGAUAUCCUUGCUGCAGGACAGGAUGCCCAGUGUCAACUUCUACGCUUUCGGGCCCACCAGCAGAAGGGCAACAAGGCAGAGAAGGCAGGUUCUAAGGAUCAGGGACCCCGACAAAGGAAGGGGGCAGCUCCAGCAGAGAAGAAAUCUGGAGCUGAUAUCCAGGCAGAAGGGGUUGAACUCAAGGUAGAAAAUUUGCAGGCAGUGCAGACAGACUUCAGCCCGGACCCCCUGCAGAAAGUUGUGUGCUUCAGCCACGAUGACACCCAGCUUGCCACCGGAGGGACGGAUGGCUGUGUUCGAGUCUGGAAGGUACCCAGUAUGGAGAAAGUUCUGGAGUUCAAAGCCCAUGAAGGGGAAAUUGAAGAUUUGGCUUUGGGCCCAGAUGGCAAGUUGGUAACUGUGGGAUGGGACUUUAAGGCCUUUGUGUGGCAGAAGGAUCAGCUAGUGACACAGCUGCAUUGGCAAGAGAAUGGACCCACCUUCUCUAGUACACCAUACCGCUACCAGGCCUGCAGGUUUGGGCAGGUUCCAGACCAGCCUGGUGGGUUGCGACUCUUCACAGUACAGAUCCCGCACAAGCGCCUGCGUCAGCCUCCACCCUGCUACCUCACAGCCUGGGACAGUUCCACCUUCUUGCCCCUUCGGACCAGGUCCUGUGGCCAUGAAGUCAUCUCCUGCCUCAGUGUCAGUGAAUCAGGCACCUUCCUAGGCCUGGGCACGGUCACUGGCUCUGUUGCCAUCUACAUAGCUUUCUCUCUCCAGCGUCUCUAUUACAUAAGAGAGGCCCAUGGUAUUGUGGUGACAGAUGUAGCCUUUCUACCAGAGAAGGGUCGUGGUCCAGAGCUUCUUGGGCCCCACGAAACUGCUCUUUUCUCUGUGGCUGUGGACAGUCGUUGCCAGCUGCACCUGCUGCCCUCCAGGCGGAGUGUUCCUGUGUGGCUGCUGCUCCUGCUGUGUGCCGGGCUUAUUGUUGUGACCAUCCUGCUGCUCCAGAGUGCCUUUCCAGGUUUUCUUUAGCCUCCCUGACCACUGGGAAUCUGGACACUGCCACCUUCUAGAGGAGAGUCCAUUGGAGUCCACUGCUGAGGUUGUCUCCAAUGAGAUGAUGGCACUGUUUGUCUUUCUCUUGUGGCCCUGCGUGACUCUGGGUCCUGGGAGCCCUGCAUUCAUCACCUGUGGAUCCACCCAGUACAGUAUGUUCUGAAGCCAAGCCACACUAUCUGCCUCCCAGAGGCUCCAGAGAGUUGAGCUCAUCCUUGUCCAGAAAUAUGUGAAGAGAACCUGAAGGCACUGCCAUUCUUCCCUGCAGAAAGUUUUUCCUCUGACCCUCACAGCCUUCACAUGAAGUUCCUGGCUUUUGCUGGGACGGGACUGACCUGGCACUUGCAUUUAGGGCAGGAAGAGGCAAAAAAAAAAAAAAAAAGACUCAGGUAGGAGUAAUCAGUGGGUACUGAUGGGUAGCACCAAGCCAGCAGGUAAAUGCAUAGUGAAUUCCUGGUUGGUGUAUUCUAGCAUUGAGGAAAGGGAAAUUGAACCUCAGCCCAUUAAGCAAGAAGAAUUGAUAUUUAAUAAACAAGGGAAGAGUGAAACAAGA